GAACUCAAUUGUGAUGGGAAUGGGGGAGUAUCACCAUCGCUCAAUGUUGCAAUUGAGAAAUUAGGGGGAAAAAGAAGAAAUCAGUGUUUUUUACCCUAUUUGUUUUAGUGGAUUUGCUAAUUGAGAUUAUGUCGUUAUAGGAUUUCGAUUCAAGCUUCGAUAUAUUUGGUAUUUCACAUUUGAUUAUAACGUAACGCGCCUGAGUGAGAAUUCAGAUAGAGAGAUUGUUGAUUUGGAUGAUAAAUUAGGUCUAUUAUGAUUUAAGUGACAAUGUGUAAAUCAUAGAUGAAUUGGGUAAAUCUUUGUUCUCUGCCUGUUAUCUUACUCAAAAUUGGUUUUUGAUGCAUAUACACACGCAUAGAAUUCUUCGAUCCAAUGCAAUAUAGAGAAAGUUGGAUGUCUAUUGAUAAGAUAGAUUCAUACAGAAUGUUCAGUGGAGUAUAUAACUAGACUAUAUAUCCAGUUUCAACUCCCUUCUCUUAUGCUUAGUGAUAGCCUUCAACAAACCAAGUGGUGUUGCAGGCUUGCAGCUGACAUAGAUCCUCACGACUAACUUCCAGCUAAUUCCGUUCUUCUUUGGUCAUUAAGUCGUUGAAUGAAUGCUUGCACGAUCAUCUUCCAUGGAAACGACAAGGGGCCUAGUUUGUUUUUCCCUAGAAUUCCAGCUAUAAAUCUGGCAUCAGUGGUACAUUUUGUAUCACACUAUCACUUCAUUUUUAUGAAAGUAGUUUAGUUUUACCUCUCAUUUCCGAGUUAAAGGUAUAAUUCACUUUAUUUUAUGGUGGAGCUACUUUCGGGUGCGGGUUUCAUUGAUUGAAUAAGGACCCUAACUAGUUUUGAAUAUUGUAUAAGAAUGGAAGUUGCAUAUAGUUUGCUAGUAUUUAUAAUUUACAAUACUAGAUUCUGAAGAGUCCUUUUUGCAAAUAUUGAACUUCGACCAGAGACAUUUAUGUCUGAUGACAGAAAACAUAUGUAUUAGAACAUAAAUGGUGUUGAUUUAGUUUCUAUGACUCUCUGUCUGCACCUGGUAACUAUUAAAGGUUUUGAUUACAAUAUUAUUCCCAACCAUAGUGGAUACUCAUUGAAAGACAAUAUUUUGCAUUUUUCUUAUGAUGGAAAUACCAAGCGAGUCACCUUUGUAGCUUGUCUUUUUUUUAUAUAGACAGAAAAGGUCCUAUUCGAAAGUAUAUUACGGAUGCAUUUAUGACGUAAAUCUUUUCAAGCCAUCAACAUUGAGCAUGAUCGGUUUGUGCUGUGACUGUGCUCGCUCAUACUAAGCUUGCAUCAUCUAAAAGCCAACUGCAUCAACUCUGUAAACCCUUUCUGAUAAAUGUCCGGAAGAAACACAUUUCAGUGUCCUGCUUAGCAAAAUUGCCAGGGAUGGAGCACUUCAACGACCCUUCUAAGCUCGUAGUCAUGUUGAGUAGUACACAGAAGAAAUUGUGGAACAUGAUGCCAGAUUCAGUUAAACAAUUUCCUUGGAAGAAAGCAGAGACUGUUGCGCUAGAAGAGUUUCUCGCUUUGGCGAAGGAGGCACUGAAGUGGUGUCUGCUUGCAUACUUUGCAUUUAGCUGCCUAUCUGAUAUCUCAUAUUCUAUCUCUAGAAACAAAGAGUUGGUUAUCCCAUUGGGUCUCUUUGUUGGAAUCACGACAACCAAAUUCUUCGAUGAGAUAUCCCGAGAACUCAUGCCUGACAACCAGGAUGGACGCGUUACUUGGAGACUUCCGAGCAUAGCUUUGUUCUUCAUUUUUGUGAAGGCUAUAUCAACAUAUUUGCCUGGAGUAAAUCAUUUUCUUAUGCAUGCUGCAAACGGCGGACUGAUGCAGGUCCUGUGGAAUUGGAAAGACGUGCAGAAACACGAUGGAGACGAAUCUUCUUCGGAUGGCUCUUCGAGCCCUGUUGAUGCAGGUAUUUAGGUAGUUUCUGAGCUUGGUUAACUUCCAGUGUUGUGGUUUUUGUGACAUUUUUGAAUGAUAUAUAAUGAAUGUUAGUGUCACUUAGGUAUGUAGCCCUCUCUCAAAGGCAUUAAUCACCAUUUUUGGUUUCAUAAAAAUCUGUAACUUAUAAUAUAAUUAUAAUUUCACUAUAAGACUGUUUAUUUGAUCAUUUUAUGUAAUUUUUAAAGUUUGUAUAGACA
Molecule: messenger RNA, 2138 nt
Organism: Salvia splendens (bonfire salvia)
Lineage: Eukaryota; Viridiplantae; Streptophyta; Magnoliopsida; Lamiales; Lamiaceae
Exons: 3
Coding region: 1381-1917 (178 amino acids)
Source: RefSeq, a predicted model, not a curated record